AACGCCCGAAGCUUCGUCGUCAUGGCUGGUGGCAUUCAGAGCAAAGUCCCCGCCUCCACAGCCUGUUGAGCGGCGAGCCGGCGACACUUUCUCAAAGGACCCGCAGUUACGUUUUUUGAGUUCCACGUUGAGGCUCAGCAUCUCUCUCUCUCUGUUGGCUUGUUUCACACUUUGCACCGGAGAGGCCAAAGCUUUACUUUUAAUUCCCAGAAACAAUGACGCUCAGGAGGCUGAAGAAGGUUAACUCCAGCGGGGUGGACGGAGGACCCGCAUCCCAAGACAACGACAUUUAUUUCCCUUCGUCAAAGUCAGACAGCUGCAGGACUGUGUAUCUACCGGGCAACUCCUCGGAGGUUUAUAACUACAAGACUCUGGCAUAUUCUGGGGGGACGCUGCCCAGAAACUUCAAAAGGGGUGGUGGCUCGCAGAAGUGGAAACCCCUAACGCAACCCACAGAACCACAAAGGAAAGUGGUGGACUUGGAGAAAAAUGAAGAGGAGGCAUUCGGGUUUGAGAUUCAGACAUAUGGCCUUCACCAUCAGGACCAAAACUCAGUAGAGAUGUGCACGUUUGUGUGCAGGGUGCACGAAGGAGGCCCGGCCCAGCAAGCUGGACUUAAAGUUGGGGACACCAUCGCACGUGUGAACGAGACCACCGUAGAGGGCUUUAUGCACAAGGACAUUGUUCAGCUCAUCAGGUCCUGUGGCAACACACUCAGGCUGGAGACGGUUUACAGUGACUCAAUCCGAAAAGCUGAGCUCGAGGCCCGGCUGCAGUAUCUAAAGCAAACUCUUCAUGAAAAAUGGGAUGAAUAUCGCUCGCUCAUGGUGCAGGAACAGAGGCUUGUCCAUGGUAUUGUAAUGAGCGAUGCUGCACUGUACGAGUCCCUGGAGUCAGCAGGAAUCUAUGGCAGCCUUGGCGUUCCCAGCCCCGCAGCUCAGAGAGCCCUCCACUGCACCGGCAGCACCAGCAGCAGCGCCAGCCUUCUCAGCACCACUGAGGACGACCCACUCUACCAAACCUGCCUGUAUCACUCGGACGGCAACAUGAACUCGAGCAGCGCCGACAAAAUCAAUGAGCAGCGGCCUUCCGAGAGGCAGCAGCGCCUCCGACCGGCCAGCGAGCUCCUAACUGUAACCAAGACUCACCUCACGCGCAGUGCCAGCACUCGCAGCUACGUGAGAGGAACUUUGUCAUCCUUGCCGUCUGUAGGAUCGGGGGAGAAACAUGGAGGAUUCGGCUCGCUGCAGAGAAAACCCAAACAGAAGAGCUUCCGCAGGCGUCUCCUCAAGUUCAUCCCGGGUUUGAAUCGGCCGCUGGAGGAAGAGGAGAGCAAACUGUGAGCAACAAGCAGAACUAAACACUGAAAGAAUCAGUGACAGUCAAACUAAACUGCCAAAGACAACAGCAAACACCCUCCAAAGAGUGAAGUCUGAGACCAAAGCAAAGGGGCUGUGUUGCUGGGAAGACCAAUGGACUUAUAUUUCACAGGUGUAUAUAACUUUUGCUUCGGUUUCUCUUGAUUUCUAAGUUAUUUAUUUAUUUUUACAUGUUCAAUUCAUGCAGAACGAAGGAUGUUUCCGUUUUUUUCCCUUGCAUGGACAUUUGUAUUGUUUUGACGAACCUGUGAUAACUUUAAUUGUGCAACGAUUAAGAAUGACUCAAGCCCUGUUUUGGUUCCUGAAAAUAAAAUAUGUGGUAUUUCCAGA
Molecule: messenger RNA, 1709 nt
Organism: Girardinichthys multiradiatus
Lineage: Eukaryota; Metazoa; Chordata; Actinopteri; Cyprinodontiformes; Goodeidae
Gene: tamalin
Product: trafficking regulator and scaffold protein tamalin
Exons: 8
Coding region: 216-1343 (375 amino acids)
Molecular function (GO): protein binding
Source: RefSeq, a predicted model, not a curated record